CUCACUAUUGAAGGAAGCUGAAUUUUCAAAUACUUCAGUGUUAAAGAGCUCUGAAGUUCCGAUAUAGAAGAAAAGAAAAAAGGUGUAGUCCAAACUCCAAAGAGCUAUGAAUUUACCUCGUUGGCAAAGAGGCAGGGAGAAGACAAGUUAGGGCGGUGAAGGAGGUAUUGUGUGGUGGAGAGGAGGUCCGUCAAUUAGCUAACGGAAAAAGGCUAUCAAACGAAGAGAUAACACCCUAAGGCUCUUAUUAUAUUAUUAGGGAGAUGCAAAUAAAAUUUUAGUGGGUGGGGGUUACGAAGUUGGCAAGAAUGGGCUGGGUACGCCUCUACCAUAUACCCUUCUCUCCUUCUUGCGAUUCUUUCUUUGAUUUCAUACCGGAGUAAAUUCCAACCUUUUUUCUCCUCAAUUUCAUAAAAAAACUUAUAUAGUGCCGGCAGGCGUUUUCAAGGUCGGGGACGAUUGAGGGUUUGAGGCCGCAGAGUGCCAUGGUGAUUUCUUAAGGGUGGUUUUCCCGUUCUGCGAGCCAAUGAUUUCUCAAAACGCACUUGGCCGUCCAUGGGAUCGGUGUCUGAUUAAGCACAGGCGUUAUUGGCGCAUGAGUCUGUGAUGAAUCGAUGAUACAUUUUCUUUAUUUCGUGGUUUGGUUUUGCGUUUAAGCACCGGCGUUUAACUUCCAUUUUUUUGUGGUUUGGUUUUGCGUUUCAAGUGUGAACCUCUGAUUGCGAUUGGAAUGAGUUUUUGUUAAUAAACUCAUGAGAGCACCAUCGUUGGCCCAUUGCAUACACCCACUCACAUUGAUUUUCUCUCUCAGGUCUGAGUGUGUGAAUGGAUGUUUUCAAAUGUAGGAGUCAUGCCGGGAAUUCUUGAGUCUUUUGGGAUAUUCAAUACAGGUGCAUAGAAUAUAUGAACUAUUAAUUAUCAGUGUGAUAGUAUUGAUUGGGUUUUUCAUUGUGUGAUGAUGUUUUUGGCAAUUCAUUUGCUAUCACUUUCAUAAGCAUUUUUUUGAAGGAUGCAUUUAGAAAGUUUUAUGUGGAUAAACAACAAAUGGGGUCUAAUUUUGUUUCCAGUUUUAUGUGGAUGCGGAGUAUAUCUCAAUUUGGACAUCCUAAUUUGUAUGAAAAUAACACUUUUGUUAGCACUCCGGGAAAACUCGAUAAAAAUUUGAGGGUUUAAGGGAGAGUGACAUACAACAGGCAUGCGGUAAUGGAUUUCGUUCCACACUUAUAUAAGUUAGUAUGAUUUUAACAUUGGAGAGUUGACUAUUUGAGAAACCAUACAAUUCUCUACAAGAUAUCAGUGUAUUCUCUCUUUUCGAUGGUGAAUUUUAAUAUACAGUAUACUUCUUUUAAUAAUAAACACUUCUUUUUUUGGAGUGUACUUGUAAUACUCCACUAGGUUUCUGUUUUUUGGUGAACUUUUAACACAGCGUGGAGUAUAGGUUAUUAUAUGGCCGAGGGAAAAGCCACACCUAACAGCACGAGCAGCAUCAAUUGGGUGAUGCAUGGGAAUCUUCAAUAGCAUAUCUAAGAAGUGCAUCACUUUGGUGUUUUUGAACUGAAAACUUUUUUGUUUUAUCCAUUAUUAAGUUACCUGUUGACUUAAUUUUUUGACUUUUAGCAAUUGUUCCGAAUUCUUUUGCGGUUUGUGACAAUUAAAAAUCAACCACCGAAGGCUUACAAUUCGGAAGCUAAAAAAGAGCUUCUCGACAACAUCCUUACCAAGAUCGUGUAAAUUAGUGUCCUGCCAUAGAAAUGUCUUGGCAAAUGGAGAAAUACUUGAUGGAGUAAGUGAACCCAGAGAACAUUCUUUCAGUAGAAUGGUAUGCUUUAGAUAUACAUGACUUCCAGCAACAGUAAGCCGAGCUUCUGCAUCUCGACCAAGAACUUCUCCACAUCAAAGCAUCCUCUUAAGGAGCUGCCCGUAACCAUAAAAAAAAUGAGGAGAGUUUAGAGGUCUGUGACUUCAUCAUCGAUGCGGGAAUUGGCAAAUUGUGCGAUCACGACCCACUACUUUGAGUCAAUAUUUCAUGCCCCUGCGGAAGAGCUGAUCCUGUCCAUCAUCACUCGCAACCUUCCCGAUACCCGCCGCCCUACCGUAGUUUAAUUGCCAACAAUGCUGCUGUCCGGCCACUGCAAUUGAUUAUGGCUGGGGCGUUAGGCAUGGGAGCAAAUUUUCAGAGGUGAAAAUUCAACAGAUUCAACAAUUAAGGGUUCACUUGAGUUUUCUAUGUGUUAUUGUGGUAGGUUGCACACCCAAAGACAAUCAUAACUUUAUAGGAGUAUGUGAUCCACUAAGGCUUUCAAGGUCUUGAACAAAAGCGCUAGCUUGAGCACAACACAAGGAGAUGAGAGAAUACGAUGUGAAGAUCUCUAGCAGAUGAAGAAUAUUACUAAAGAAGACUCUUUGCACAUACUCCAUCAAAGCAAUGGGUUUUCUACAAGGAGUUCUAGGUACAAAGGAGUUACAGUGCUCAAAUGUGGACGACAGGAGGCUAGAUUAGGGCAAUUCCUUGGGAAGAAGUUGAAUCUUGGCAGUCGCAAUUUGGAAUCUUGGCAGAGACGACAGAGACUCUACAGCUGCGGUUCCAGACAGUAGCGAGAAGUGGCCAAUGAUGAAGCUACCCUAUCGGUCAUCGGAAUGAUGGAAUCUUGCAACCUUCAAACCCAUCUGCUUUAUUUUUACCCUAUCAUCUAAUUAGUCUAUUUUGUGGUUUCAGGCCUCAAAGCCAUGAUGGACUUGCCUAUGAUAUUAAAUUUUACAGCAACACAAACUCACAAGGGAUUCAACAUUGUUAGGUGAUUCAAAUUGGAUGGAGGUUUCUUCAAGUUAUCCAUAUGAAGAAUUGUGCGCGGAUGUGUUGAGCUAAGUUGAUGGCCAAGGAUAUGCAUUGAAAUGAGUGGUGCCUCAAACACAUAUUUCGAGUGUGAACCUCUGAUUGCGAUUGGAAUGAGUUUUUGUUAAUAAACUCAUGAGAGCACCAUCGUUGGCCCAUUGCAUACACCCCCUCGCAUUGAUUUUCUCUCUCAGGUCUGAGUGUGUGAAUGGAUGUUUUCAAAUGUAGGAGUCAUGCCGGGAAUUCUUGAGUCUUUUGGGAUAUUCACUACAAGUGCAUAGAAUAUAUGAACUAUUAAUUAUCAGUGUGAUGGUAUUGAUUGGGUUUUUCAUUGUGUGAUGAUGUUCUUUGCAAUUCAUUUGCUUUCACUUUCAUAAGCAUUUUUUUUGAAGGAUGCAUUUAGAAAGUUUUAUGUGGAUAAACAACAAAUGGGGUCUAAUUUUGUUUCCAGUUUUAUGUGGAUGCGGAGUAUAUCUCAAUUUGGACAUCCUAAUUUGUAUGAAAAUAACACUUUUGUUAGCACUCCGGGAAAACUCGAUAAAAAUUUGAGGGUUUAAGGGAGAGUGACAUACAACAGGCAUGCGCAAUUGUUCCGAAUUCUUUUGCGGUUUGUGACAAUUAAAAAUCAACCAAUGAAGGCUUACAAUUCGGAAGCUAAAAAAGAGCUUCUCGACAACAUCCUUACCAAGACUAAAAUUUUAACAACUGGACCUAAGUGUUAUAUAUGCACAGUGGAUUUUUAUUCAACUAUUGGUAUAAGGGCUAGCAUACCAGAUCGUGUAAAUUAGUGUCCUGCCAUAGAAAUGUCUUGGCAAAUGAAGAAAUACUUGAUGGAGUAAGUGAACCCUGAGAACAUUCUUUCAUUAGAAUGACUUCCAGCAACAGUAAGCCGAUCUUCUGCAUCUCGACCAAGAACUUCUCCACAUCAAAGCAUCCUCUUAAGGAGCUGCCCGUAACCAUAAAAAAAUGAGGAGAGUUCAGAGGUCUGUGACUUCAUCAUCGAUGCGGGAAUUGGCAAAUUGUGCGAUCACGACCCACCACUUUGAGUCAAUAUUUCAUGCCCCUGCGGAAGAGCUGAUCCUGUCCAUCAUCACUCGCAACCUUCCCGAUACCCGCCGCCCUACCGUAGUUUAAUUGCCAACAAUGCUGCUGUCCGGCCACUGCAAUUGAUUAUGAUUCAACAAUUAAGGGUUCACUUGAGUUUGCUAUGUGUUAUUGUGGUAGGUUGCACACCCAAAGACAAUCAUAACUUUAUAGGAGUAUGUGAUCCACUAAGGCUUUCAAGGUCUUGAACAAAAGCGCUAGCUUGAGCACAACACAAGGAGAUGAUAGAAUACGAUGUGAAGAUCUCUAGCAGAUGAAGAAUAUUACUAAAGAAGACUCUUUGCACAUACUCCAUCAAAGCAAUGGGUUUUCUACAAGGAGUUCAAGGUACAAAGGAGUUACAGUGCUCAAAUGUGGACGACAGGAGGCUAGAUUAGGGCAAUUCCUUGGGAAGAAGUUGAAUCUUGCCAGUCGCAAUUCUGCAGUUCCAGACAGUAGCGAGAAGUGGCCAAUGAUGAAGCUACCCUAUCAGUCAUCGGAAUGAUGGAAUGUUGCAACCUUCAAACCCAUCUGCUUUAUUUUUACCCUAUCACCUAAUUAGUCUAUUUUGUGGUUUCAGGCCUCAAAGCCAUGAUGGACUUGCCUAUGAAAUUAAAUUUUACAGCAACACAAACUCACAAGGGAUUCAACAUUGUUAGGUGAUUCAAAUUGGAUGGAGGUUUCUUCAAGUUAUCCAUAUGAAGAAUUGUGCGCGGAUGUGUUGAGCUAAGUUGAUGGCCAAGGAUUUGCAUUGAAAUGAGUGGUGCCUCAAACACAUAUUUCGAGAUGUGCUAAUAGGCAUAUCUUUGAAGGCAUGGCAGCGUUAGAACAACCAUUGGCCACCAGCACUCUAAGCCUAAGCCUAAGCUGAGGGGUAGAACAAAUUUGAGUAGAGAUGAUCCCUAGUGGUUUCCAACCAUUGGUCUUUGGUGACAAAGCUUCCUUCUCAGUUGUCCUAUAUCUGAGAUUCUGUAACGAGGCUGUGAUGAUCAUUUGCUCUGCUUCACUCUCAUUUUUUGGAUACAGAAUAUGGGACAUUGGGGAUGACCCAGUCCAUACAUUGGCAUGGCAAGCUGGAAUUUUCCCUGGAUAUUUGCAGCCAUGGGGGUGCAUACCAUCUCUAUUCAGCAGUCAAUCCAAGCCUCACCAAAUUAGUAUGGUAUGUUUGGACCAUGGAAAAUGCGAGGCAAAGAAUAGAACUGGUAAGGAACAUUAUUUUUUCUGUGUUUGUUUGGUUUUCUUGAAAGAUGCAACCGAAAAUGAAAAAAUGCUUAUUUUUUGAACAUGUUUAAGUACUGAAUUGUACCACCUGUGUGCUUUGGAUUUACCAGCAUGUAAUGACCAUGCAGUAAUUAACGAUCAGUUAAUUUGGCAUCUUUUCUAUCCAUAUUUGGAAUGUUAGUAGAUAGUUGUACUAAAAGGCUGUCCGUUAA
Cuscuta campestris is the source of this 5349-nucleotide messenger RNA. The record is from the annotation of a GenBank genome assembly. NCBI's taxonomy places the organism in Eukaryota, Viridiplantae, Streptophyta, Magnoliopsida, Solanales, Convolvulaceae.